Messenger RNA from Nyctereutes procyonoides (raccoon dog), 5530 nucleotides. It is a transcript of the gene CCDC82, whose product is annotated as coiled-coil domain containing 82. The coding region runs from base 3096 to 4640 and encodes 514 amino acids. The record is from RefSeq and is a predicted model, not a curated record. Gene Ontology annotation, cellular component: nucleus. Lineage: Eukaryota; Metazoa; Chordata; Mammalia; Carnivora; Canidae. The transcript has 8 exons.
GACGGCUCUGACGUGGGCUCCCGAGGGCCUCCUUCUCGGCCGCUCUUCCCCGCUGGGUUUAGAGAGCCGAGGCCGAGCUGGCCCAUGCGCUCCAGGCGACAUCGUGGCAUCUCGGUUGGUUGAUUCCAGGCGGGGCGAGUCGGCUUUCCUCCCUUCACAUCCUACCAUUUCCUGUCUCUGUCGGGUUGUGCGGCCCUGCUUCCCGGCAGCGGGAGCGCUGUGACAGAUUCAUUGACGGCGCUGUGAAAAGGACUUGAUCAGAGCCCCGCGCCGUGGCCGUGGAUCCUGUGUUAGGCCGGCUUGUUCGGCGCCCCGCGUAGUUUCAUCAGAUUGUGAGCUCCUUGGGAGCAGAGGCCGCGUCGCUAGUUUCUUCCAGCAACGCCGCGGCUCAGCCUGCGCUGGCACGUGGUAUGCACCUUCAGCAGCCAUUUCUUUGGUCACUUAAGGCCUCCUCGCCAAAAUGCCCAAUGGAAGGAAACGUCAGGGAGGGGUGCUGUCUUACAAAUCGGAAUGCACCCCUCCUGGUGGAGUUUCAAGUAAUGGUUGGGGUCCCACUGCCCUUCUGGCCUUAAAAAUGUGACAUUCAUUCAUCCCUAGAACGAAUCUUUAAAUGAAUCGACCUCGAAGUCUACACGUAAGGGAUAUUUCUUCUGAUGAGAAAUUCUAGUAGACUCAUCAGAGUACUUUCAGUGGUGGAGUUACCGUGUGAGAGAGCAGUAUGGAUUCUUAGCUUGCAUUCUUCGGCAGACAGCGUAGCUUUGUGCAGCCUUUUACGUGACAUUGACUGUGAAGCACCAAGACGUGACAGUAUUGACCCUCUUCAUUUAUCUAAUGCUUUCUGUUUGCAGUUUCUUUGUUUUUCUCUUGGCCUAAAGGUAAGGUGUCAUUAAAGAAGCUUGAUUAAAUUCUCAUUUCAAGAAAUUGUAUACUCAUCAUAUAAAGAAAUUACAUCCAUUGCAUGGGUUCUUUUUUUUGAGUGAAUUCAAACGAUCAAGAGAUGUCUUAUUCAUCAACCUGCCUUCACCUUCUCAUUCUCUCCUCAGGUUCAGUUCACUUUUUCCCUCUGUCAUCAUUCUUCCCUCCCCAGCUAACCUAGUAAAAGUAUUCACGAUUUUAAAAGAGGAAGCCAACCAUAUUUAAAUUACCUUCUUUUUCAAUGACAUAAUUUUUGGCAUUAUUGAUAAAAUAGCAGUUCUGAAAUAUGAAGAGAGACCGUGGAAAUUUGGCAGUUGGACAAAUGAAAGUUGGUCUAUUUUAUUUGAACAAAAUUUGUUUCUUCAAAUAUUCAAUAUUGCAGUUUUCCCAAAUAAAAUUUUUUUUCUCAUCAGAGACUGACUUUUUUGAAGUUUUUACUUUUGGACUCAAUGGGGAAUCCUUAAGUUUUGUGAUGAGUGUCAUCGAUAAGAUGGUAGAGGGAAGUUUCAGACUUUCAUCUCUUUUGCACAUUCUUUUCUUGCCAAUUGGAUGGACGAUUUCCAGAAGUUUCUGGCCUAACUCAUGUGCACUAAAAUUCUGUUACAUAACUUUUUAAAAAGCAUGUUUGUAAACUCUAAACUAUUUUGAUGAUUAUUUUAUGAAACUAAAGUUUAGCAUGAAUGAGAGAUAGAACAAUGACUUUUUAAAGGCAUGAUUUUUACUACCUUAUACAAAUAUAAUAUUGGCAGCAGUCAUUGUAUAGAACUGGACAAUGGGGCGAAUCAGGAGACCUGGUUUCUUAUCCCUGCUUUGUCACUGACAAGCUGUGUGAUCUUCGGUAAGUCAUUUAAACUCUAUAUCCUUGGCUUUGAUAUUUAUAAAUGAAGGUAGACAGUCAUCUUCCUUCUAGGAUCAUUGUCAAUAUUUAAAAACAUACGAAAAUGCACUAAAAAAUUCCUCUACAUAUAGGAUUUUUUAAUAGCUCAACCAUGUGCAGUGAUAGGUAUUUUUAUAAUGUCACAUUCUUACUCAUUUCUACCAUUGUCAUAGGAAGUUACCUAUUGAUGUGAUAAAUAACUGUCUUUUGACAUGGUACAGCUUUGUGAGAUAGUCAUCUGGUGUACAUGAAGCUGCUGUUGAGUACUAAUACAAUCGUCUUUCAUUUAAUGUUCCUGCUGUUCACACUUGCUUUAGUGUAUCUGCUGAGACUGUAUUUGUCAUUUGUUUUCAUAGAUAUUUUUUCAUUUUUUUCCUCCCAAUUCAGACUUAUUAGAAAGACAUUGUAGUGUAAUGCACAUGCACAGUUUGUUCAAAUUUAACUGUCUAUGCUUAAAAAUUACUUAUUUGCACUAUAUGGCUUCACGAUAUCAGUUGCAUAGUUUAUCUGGUGCUUAAUUUUAAAAACAACAACAGUAAUCUGUUUAAAACCUGGAGAAGAACUGCAUGGACCUACUGUGAAGCAGUGUAACAUAUAAAAAACAUACCUUAAAGAGAUUUUUUUAGAGGUAGUUUUGACCACAGUUCUCAUCUUUGUUGAUUUUAAUACAAGCCUUCUGUUAACUCACAGCAGUUGCUCUUGUAAGGUCACACUUCAGCCUACGAAGAUAAUUUCUGGUAUAUGAUCUUAGCAACCAUUAUUCUGAUUUUGCAUGAAUUGUUACCAUUCUAGAAACUGUCACAUUGCCUUUUAACAUAACAGAAUUUGUACAAUAAAAUGAGCAGUACUUCCUCCACUCCUACCCACCCAAAAGAGGAAUCAUCUUGGAAAGCUAUAAACUUGAUUGAGUGAUACUGCCAUUGCUCAGAAAAUUUUGGCAUUCUAUUUUUGGACUAUUUUCAAAGUUACAGCACAUUUUAAAAAAUACCUGUACUGGCAAUUAAUAUUCAUCUUUCGAAAUUAGAUUUCAUUUCUGGAAGCUGCUAACAGUCCCUAAACUAAAACAAGUCAAUAAAAUGGGUAUUUAAACCAGUCUUUGGGAUAAAAAAAAAAAAUGGAGUAUGGUUAUUUUUAUAUUUUUAAUGUAUUUUUUGAUACUCUGUUUUAUAGAAAAUCUCCAAUAAUAUUCUGUGCCGUGGUGCAAAUAUUGGAAUAAUUAGACUCAUAAGGUGAUUUCUUUGGAGAUAACUCUCAAUAGAACAUAUAAGUCCUUAUACAUAUAUUAUGAGAAGCUUAAGUGAAAAUGGUACAUGUUAGAAGACACGAAACAAGGAAAAAUUCUAAAACUCAAGAGCGUGAGCAGAAAUCUCGAGUGGAUUGGAGGCGGACUAAAAGAAGUAGUAUCUCACAGUUACUUGAUAGUGACGAAGAGUUUGACAGUGAGGAAGAGUUUGAUAGCAACGAAGAGCUUGACAGUGAUGAAGAGCUUGACAGUAACAAGGGGUUUGAUAGUAAUAAAAAGCCGGAAAAUGAGAGAGAACUUACAUUAAUUAAAGUUGAAAGCAAAGGUAGUAACUGUGAGCAUCUCAUGAACACUGGCAACAGUUCCACAUAUGAAGAAGAAGAAAACAAAAACAAACAUAGAAGUAUUGACUUACCAGAUCAUGAAAAGCUUUUAAGUCAAGAGGAUGAUGAUCUCAAUAAACAUACAGGACAAAUAAUAGAAGAUGACAUAGAAGAAGAACACAUCAAGCGAGGGAAGAGAAAAAGGAUCUCCUCAGUUAUGUAUGACAGUGAUGAGAGUGACGACAGUGAUAUCCUCGUUAGAAAAGUAGGUGUUAAACGUCCACGUAGAGUGGUUGAAGAUGAAUGUUCUUCAGUGGAGAUGGAGCAAAAAAAACCUGAAAAAACUUUAGCUGCAAGAAAGCGAGAAAAAUUCCAGAAACUGAAAGAACUCUCAAAACAAAGAUCUCGUCAGAGACGCAAUAGUAGUAGACAUUUUGAGGACUCUGAAAAGGAAUCCUGCCCAAGGAAUGAUGAUAAUGAUGAUGAGGAGGAGGAUGAUUAUGAAUAUGAUGAAGAUGGAGAUGAUUAUAUUAUUGAUGACUUUGUAGUUCAAGAUGAGGAAGGUGAUGAAGAGAAUAAAAGACAGCAAGGAGAAAAAUUGACUACAUCACAACUGAAAUUAGUAAAACAGAAUUCUCUUUAUUCUUUUAGUGACCACUAUACUCACUUUGAAAGAGUUGUGAAGGCUCUUCUGAUCAAUGCUUUAGAUGAAUCUUUUCUGGGAACAUUGUAUGAUGGCACCAGGCAAAAAUCAUAUGCACAAGAUAUGUUGACAUCUCUUCAUUACUUGGAUAACCGCUUUGUUCAGCCUCGUCUAGAGAGUUUAGCUUCUAGAAGUCGCUGGAAAGAGCAAUACAAGGAACGGGUGGAAAAUUAUUCUAAUGUAAGUAUUCACUUGAAGAAUCCUGAAAACUGUUCCUGCCAAGCUUGUGGAUUGCAUCGCCACUGCAGAUACUCAGUGUGUUUAUCAGGAAAGUUGUAUAACACCAGGACCAUGGAAAUAGAUGAUUUCAUGUCACAUGAUAAACAGGUGUUUACUGUUGGCAGAAUUUGUGCUAAUCGCACCAGAAUUUAUCAUAAACUGAAACAUUUUAAGUUCAAGCUGUACCAGGAAUGUUGCUCCAUUGCAAAGACAGAAGAAGUUGAGGAUGAACAGGUUAAGGAAUCAGUGGAAAGAAUUUUCAAUCAGUCAAAGAAAAGUGGCUGGAUUAAGGAGAAAUAUGGUCAACUUCAAGAAUAUCUAAAUUUGGCGGAUUACUUUCAAGAUGAGAAGUUUGACUGAAUUGUAACACAUUUCCUUCAGAGAAGAUUUUAUAAAUUCCUGUAAAUGUGAAGAUCAUGAGUCUUGUAUCUCUGUAUCAUGUGACGUAUUUAUAUAUUUUAUGUGUACUUUCAUGGCAAAUAUCUUGUUUAAAACAUAUGUUCAUCUCAGUUUCCAUGAAAUGGCACUCUACAGUUAAAUAAAAGUUUUGUCUGCUGUACAUAGAAGACAUAAGCCCAAUAAUUUUUAAGUAAAGAGUAUUUUAAAGUUCUAAAACAAGGCCUUUAUAACAGAUGAUUAUCAGUAAAUGAGCUGUUCAUGUCCUGUCAGCUUAGUAGGCAAAUACUGUAUUUUAAAAAUGAGUCCAGACUAACAUCUACAUGUAUUUGUUAUUGAAUCCCUGGCCAGAUUUGUUUAUUAUCCUUUCACAGUAUUAAAUGAUCUGCACUGAUACAUUCUUUAUUACUGUCAUUACCUGUAUCAGUGGGCCAUGGAAGAAACCUCAUGUUUCAUUCAGUUCAAUCCCCUCGAGUUAGAAUCAGACUGUAAUUUACCCAUUCUAAAGAGGAGUGCUUUUCUCCGUUUCUGAAGUUUCCUUUAGAAACAGAGCUCAGGCCUCCGGAGGCUUUCCACACUCACAUUCAGGAAUAAUUUUGUGAUACGUUUUUUUAAUGCUUCAUAAUGUUCUUUUGAUUUUUUAUUCGAUUUGUGUGCAUGUUAAUGGUUAAGAUAUAUUUUAUUUAUUUUUAUUCAUAACCUUUCCCAUAUAUGUAUUUACAUUACAAUCCAAAGAUCUCAGAGAGUCAAAUUCAGCCAAAAAUAGUUUAAAAGCAUACUUUGGCAUCUGCACUGCUUUGCACAUCUAAGUUUCCCAUAAUAUAAUAAAGUAAAAUGGUGUCAUACUGACCAAA